Molecule: messenger RNA, 4599 nt
Organism: Adineta ricciae
Lineage: Eukaryota; Metazoa; Rotifera; Eurotatoria; Adinetida; Adinetidae
Source: the annotation of a GenBank genome assembly
AUGAGUUUAAUUGAACUGGAAUCAAAAUUGGUCGAACCAUCCGAAUCGGAUGAAAUCUUUAACAUAACUUAUUCUGAUCAGGAAAAGCCGGUAAAAUCUGAACAGGUCCAUGCCAAACAUGUUCCUAUGGAAAAAGGUUUGCCACCUCUACCAAAGGGAAGCUUAUUUUGGUCGAAUUGGCUGUAUACAGCACUUCUAAUCGCCUUUAGUAUAUUUGUAUGCAUCGCAAUAAUUGUUGGCGUAUUAGUUGUUUACUUUGGUUCGCGAAAAGAUACAAAUUUCGUUUGCGUCUUAACUUUCAAACGAACCAUUCAGAGUUUUACUGGUUAUGAUUCUCGACCAAGAUUCAUUGCGGUGGGGUAUUUGAACAAUGACAGUCAAAUUGAUUUAGCUGUAGCUAAUUCGGGUACAGACAAUAUUGGUAUUUUCCUCGGCUAUGCGAAUGGGACAUUUGCAGAUCAAGUAACCUUCUCAACCGGCUACAAGUCUCAACCAUAUUCAGUUGCCGUUGCAGAUAUGAAUCAUGACAAUAAACAAGAUGUCGUCGUUGCUUAUUAUGGGUUUAAUAGCAUCGCUAUACAUUACGGCGACGGUCAAGGAAAUCUGAUCAAUCCUCAAGUUACCUCACUUGGUGCAGCGCGUCCUAUUUCGUUAUCCAUUGCUGAUUUCAAUAAAGAUACUUAUUUAGAUAUUGCCGUCAUUAAUAAUGGAACAUCAAAUGUCAUCGUACUGUUGGGUCAUUCCGAUGGCUCAUUUGAAAUUUUUACUUCCUAUUACAUGGGCUACGAUUCAGUUCCGUAUGCCAUGGCAGUCGCCGAUCUAAAUAACGAUCGUUUUCUUGAUAUUGCCAUUGUUAAUUAUGGAACGAGUACCAUAACUAUUUUGACUGGUAACGGAGAUGCAACAUUCAAUAAUUCGUUGAGUUAUUCGACUGGAAAAAAAUCGAAUCCCUGUUCGAUAACUAUCGGUGAUUUUAAUCAGGAUCAACAGUUAGAUCUCGCUAUAGUGAAUUCGGGUACGAGUACGAUGGGAAUAGUUUUUGGGUAUAACAAUGGAACGUUUAGUGAUCAAGUAACAUAUUCAACUGGUCUCAAUUCCAGGCCGAGUUUUAUUGCUAGCGGUGAUUUCAAUAGUGAUAAUAGAACAGAUCUUGCUGUUGUGAAUUCUCAAGCGAAUAACGUGAUGAUAUUUGAGCAAACGGCAAACAAAACCAUGGCACCAAUAACAACACAUUGGAUUGAAUACGGUUCUCAGCCAUCAUCAUUCGUGAUCGUUGAUUACGAUCAAGAUGAUCGACCUGAUGCUAUCCUGGCUAAUACCGGUGGAAACAAUAUUUUACUUUUAUCGCAAUACGCAUCGAACCCCGUGGUAAAUUUAGCAACAUAUCUCAUUCAAACAGCAGCUUAUCCAAUCUUUGUUGCUACUCGCGAUUUUAACAAAGAUGGUCAAUUAGAUAUUGUCGUCCUUAAUCAGGCUACCUCUACGAUUGGAAUUUUAUUUGGUCAAGGAAAUGGAACGUUUACUAAUCUAACAUUGUAUUCGGUCGGAAACACUUCACAACCGUAUUUUCUCGCCAUUGGUGAUGUCAAUAACGAUCAACAGCUUGAUUUAGUUGUUGUUUUAACAAGCAUAAGUGAAAUCUUGAUCCUUCUGGGCAAUGCGGACGGAACGUUUCGAUAUGGAAAUCAGUAUUCAACCGGAAAUAAUUCUACUCCAUAUUCGAUUGUUUUAGUUGAUUUAAAUAAUGACACAUUUUUGGACAUUAUCGUCGGAAAUGUUGUCGCUAAUAAUAUUGCUAUCUUCCUUGGCAACAACGAUGGCACAUUUGCUGACUAUACGACAUAUUCAAUUCAAAGUGGAUCGAAUUUUAUCUCGGUUAGUACGGGUGAUGUCAAUCAUGACAAUGUGAUAGACAUCGUAACUGCCAAUUUCGGAAGUAAUAGUUUUUGUGUUCUGUUGGGCUAUGGAAAUGGAUCCUUCCAUGAUGGACGUUAUAUUUCAACAGGUAGCGAUCAACCAUCGGAUAUGAUUCUUGGCGAUGUAAAUAGCGAUGGUAAAUUAGAUAUUGUAUAUACUUCUCCUACCUCGUACAUCGUCGGAGUACUGUAUGGCUUAAACGACGGUAGUUUCACGAGUAUUAUUCGCUAUUCAGCGGGCACCGGAUCUUAUCCAUGGGCCUUAACGCUUGGAUACUUCAAUCAAGACGAUAUAGUAGAUAUUGGCGUUGCUAAUCUUUGGGAUUCUACCGUUAGUAUUUUUCUCGGAUCAGCUAACAGCAACGUGAAUAGCGCGUUCACUUUAUCUUACAAGUUGUCAACCGGGGCUUUAUCUCAACCUGCGGAUAUCGUGUUGUCUGAUGUUAACAAAGAUGGAUACCCAGAUAUCAUUGUGGCUAAUAGCGGUACGAGUAACGUUGGAGUUCUUUUAAUUACGUUCACUGAAGAUUUUCAAAGUAAUCUAACCUUCGCAACUGGUUCUGCACCACAUCCAUCGUCAGUCGCAGUCGGCGAUUUUAAUCACGAUAAUCAAGUUGAUAUCGUUGUUGCCAAUACAGGAAAUAAUAAUAUUCAAGUGUUGUAUGAUUACUAUCAAGGAAGUUCUUCGAAGGAAUUAUCCUAUUCAACAGGUACUGAUUCAAAUCCACAAUAUGUUGUCGUUGGUGACAUAAAUCACGAUAAUCAACUAGAUAUUGUCGUUGCUAAUUACCUCGAUGAUACUAUACAUUUGUUUGCCGGAAAUUCGAAUGGAACAUUUGAAACUUUAAUGAUAAUGUCACUUGGAAGUCAAGUGUUUCCAAAGGCACUCGCUCUGGGCGACUUUAAUCAUGAUGAAUGGCUGGAUAUCGUUGUCGCGAAUGAAGGCGCAGAUAAUCUUGCUGUUUUUCUGGCUUACAAUUAUCCAACAUUCACACGAACAGAUAUGCCUGUUCCAGGAACCACUCCAAGUCCUUUUUAUGUUCUUACCGCUGAUUUCAAUCUGGACAACCACUCGGACAUUGCUGUUCUCAAUCGGUAUGCUGAUACAAUUGGCAUUUAUCUAGGCAAUGGAAUGGGAUCAUUUUCUGAUCAGAUCACUACUAAUUUAGUGCCAUCAUCAUCCAGUACGGCUCUUCUUGCUAUCGAUUUUAAUAAGGAUGGCUAUAUGGAUCUAAUGGUGAGCAAUUAUCAACGAGAAACUUUGGGAUUGUUUCUAGGCUUUGGUAAUGGAUCAUUUAAUGUCCAAUACGAGUGGGGAAGUCCUCAGAAACUUGCUUGUCGUUCUAUCGCCAGCGGAGAUUUUAAUGAGGAUGGUAAUAUCGAUAUUCUUGUUGCUAAUGAUGACUUAAAUCGUGUGGAAAUUUAUUUUGGCAAUGGUGUCCAGUCAGUAACUAAAAUAGUUGCACUUUCUACUGGCAAUUUAUCUACGCCAAGUUAUGUACGUGUUGGUGAUUUCAAUCACGAUCAACAUCUUGAUAUAGCUGUGGCUGAUUAUGGUACCAUGAAUGUUGCUGUCUUCCUGGGUUUCGGUAAUGCUUCAUUUGCGCGACUAGUUUUAUAUACAACAAAUGGUGCAAUUGCACCACGGGUAAUGGCAAUAGGCGAUCUAAAUAACGAUGGUAAUAUCGAUAUUGUUGUCGGCGAUGGGGACAGUUAUAAUAUUGGAAUCUUUUUUGGUUCUACCAACGGAACAUUUUCUUCGAUAGUAACGUAUGCAAUUAUUUCUCAACCAUUUAUAAGCUCUAUUAAUAUAAUUGACUUAAAUAAUGAUAAUGCAUUAGAUAUUGUGAUGACUGAUUGGGGCUUAUCAAAUAAUAAUCUUGGAACCCUUGCUAUUUUAUAUGGGCAUGGAAACGGACAAUUUGCCGUGCUGAAAACUUAUAUAAUUGGUUUGAAUACAGAACCCAGCUUUGCUGCGUUUGCAGACUUCAAUCAGGACACACGUAUGGAUAUUGUUACUGCGAAUUAUUACAGUGAUAGUUUAAGUGUAUUAUUUCGCUUGAGCAACGAACCAUUUGCAACGGCAACAAUGUAUUCGACAGGUAAUCAAUCAAAUCCAGACUCGCUUGCGGUCGGUGAUAUGGAUAAUGAUGCAAAUCUCGACGUUAUUGUGACGAAUUCUGGCACAGAUAAUCUCUUGAUUUACUAUGGAGAUGGUCUUGGAUCGUUUGAGACUAUCAUGAGCCUUUCAACCGGAGUAAAUUCUAUGCCUAGUGGAGUUGCUGUUAGCGAUGUCAAUCAUGAUAAUUUCAGUGAUAUUCUUGUCAUUAAUUCUCAAACAAAUGAUUUGCUUGUUUUUCUCAACAGAGCCAACAAAAGUUUCGCACUCCAAGGUAACUAUUCAACCGGUUUAAGUUCGAAUCCUUCGGCAAUUAGUGUCAAUUGUUUGAAUAACGAUACUCAUCCGGACUUAGUUGUUGCAAAUUUUGAUGCAAGUAAUGUUCUUGUAUUUUACGGCAAUGGCAAUGGAACUUUCAUGGAUGCACAGGUCUUCUCUAUGGGCUACCAUGCGACUCCAAAAUCGAUCAGUAUUGCAGAUGUCAACAAUGAUAAGCUAUUGGACAUCAUCGUCGCUAAUUACGGCUCAAACUAUGUAGAAAUUUUGAGGCAAACUUGUAAUUAA